AUGCUUCUGCGGCACGGUUUCAAUAGUUGUGGCUUCGCCUUCUUCAGCCUGUUCUUGGGUCUACUUCUCCCGAGUAUCACAGGAAGGGAACUGAAGUAUGUUGUAUUGGUUUACCGGCAUGGCGACAGAAACCCAGUUUCAACUUUUCCGACUAAUGAGGUCAAAGAACACGUCUGGCCACAAGGAUAUGGACAGCUCACAACGCGUGGAAUGCGGCAGCAAUACCAGUUGGGUAAAUUCAUAAAGGAGAGAUAUAAGGACUUUUUAAGUGAUGAAUACAAGCGAAAUGAAAUUUAUGUCCGAAGUACAGAUUAUGAUCGAACCAUUAUGAGUGCUCAGGCCAAUCUGGCCGGUCUCUUUCCCCCUAAAAAAAACCAAAUCUGGAACAAAGAGAUCGCUUGGCAACCAAUUCCAGUUCAUACUGUGCCACUUUCAGAGGAAAGGUUGUUGUACUAUCCUGUUCGCGCUGCAUGUCCAAAAUUCGGUAAACUUCUAAAGGAAACUUUGGGAUCCAAAACAGUCCAGGAAAAACUGAAAAGUCACAUGUCACUUCUAGGUCAAAUGGCAGCUAACCUGGGAUACGAAGUGACAGAUCUUCUGGAUUUCAACAGUCACAAACUCUGGAAUGCGUACGAUGCUUUACUUGUUCAGAAAAAACAUAACCAACCAGUACCACGCUGGGCUACGGACGAAGUCAUGGACAAUUUGAAAAAUCUUUUGGCAUUUUCCAUAAAUGCAAUGUUCGGGAUACACAAAAGAGAAAUGAAAUCACAACUACAAGGAGGUCUCCUUGUGAAAGAUAUUUUGGAUAAGAUGACAGAAGCUACUCAGGCCACUGAUGGAAGAAAAAUGUUAAUGUAUUCAGCUCAUGAUAUGACACUAGUUGCUCUCCAAGUAGCACUCAAUGUUUUCAAAGAACAGCUACCUCCAUACGCCGCCUGCCUAUUUUUUGAGCUACAUAAAGAAGACAGUGGUGAGUUCACCAUUGAGAUGUACUAUCGGGUCAGAAAAUAUGAUCCACCCCAUGCUCUUGUUUUGCCGGGCUGCGAAGCGGCUUGUCCCUUGCAGAAGUUUAAAGAACUGGUUUCCCCUGUCAUACCAAAGGACUGGCAAGCAGAAUGUAAUAGUUAA
Molecule: messenger RNA, 1131 nt
Organism: Zootoca vivipara (common lizard)
Lineage: Eukaryota; Metazoa; Chordata; Lepidosauria; Squamata; Lacertidae
Product: prostatic acid phosphatase-like
Biological process (GO): dephosphorylation
Cellular component (GO): plasma membrane
Molecular function (GO): phosphatase activity
Source: RefSeq, a predicted model, not a curated record